UCUAGCUGCUUGCGUGUCGUCGGUUCAUCCUCCUUAAAAUAUCACUCACACUCUCCCAAGCACCCAUCAGAAAAAACUCACAACGAUUCGAUCAACCGAAGGAAAUACCAUAUCAAAUUCUUGAAACGCAGUUGUGGAUUUACCCGCCACUGUUGCAGAAAAGCUUCAGCUUCCUCCUCACAAGUGUUUGUUAGGUAUCAUUAAUUGGUGAAGGAAAAUGAACCCUGAUAAGUUCACCCACAAGACCAAUGAGACUAUUGCCGGAGCUCAUGGCCUGGCCAUGGAUGCUGGCCACGCGCAGUUCACGCCGCUCCAUCUUGCAACCGCAUUGGUAUCUGAUCCCAGUGGCAUUUUGAGCCAAGCCAUUGCCAAUGCCGGUGGCAGUGCAGACGCUCCGAAGUCUGUGGAGAGGGUGUUCAACCAGGCCCUGAAGAAGCUCCCAUCUCAGUCACCUCCGCCGGAUGAAAUCCCAGCCAGUUCAUCUCUCAUCAAAGUGAUUAGGAGAGCGCAGUCAGCGCAGAAGGCAAGAGGGGACACACACUUGGCCGUUGAUCAGUUGAUUCUUGGUCUUCUUGAGGAUUCCCAGAUUGGGGACUUGUUGAAGGAAGCCGGCAUUGCUACGGCCAGAGUGAAAUCUGAAGUCGAAAAGCUUCGCGGGAAGGAAGGGAAGAAGGUGGAGAGUGCUUCUGGGGAUACUACAUUUCAGGCAUUGAAGACUUAUGGACGGGACCUUGUUGAGCAGGCUGGGAAACUUGACCCGGUUAUUGGCCGUGACGAGGAGAUAAGGAGCUUGAUGAACUGAGAGACAAGCUUCAGCCACUGGUGAUGAAGUAUAGAAAGGAGAAGGAAAGGGUUGAUGAGCUUCGAAAGCUUAAGCAGAAGCGUGAAGAGCUCUUGGUAGCUUUAGCAGAGGCCGAAAGAAGAUAUGAUUUGGCUAGGGCUGCUGACUU
Pyrus x bretschneideri (Chinese white pear) is the source of this 950-nucleotide messenger RNA. RefSeq names its product chaperone protein ClpB1-like. Bases 218 to 802 code for a protein of 194 amino acids. Gene Ontology annotation, molecular function: ATP hydrolysis activity. Gene Ontology annotation, biological process: cellular response to heat. The record is from RefSeq and is a predicted model, not a curated record. Gene Ontology annotation, cellular component: cytoplasm. Lineage: Eukaryota; Viridiplantae; Streptophyta; Magnoliopsida; Rosales; Rosaceae. The transcript is spliced from 2 exons.